This is a messenger RNA of Strongylocentrotus purpuratus (purple sea urchin), 5086 nucleotides long. RefSeq lists its product as uncharacterized. The record is from RefSeq and is a predicted model, not a curated record. Gene Ontology annotation, biological process: G protein-coupled receptor signaling pathway; cell surface receptor signaling pathway. Gene Ontology annotation, molecular function: calcium ion binding; G protein-coupled receptor activity. Gene Ontology annotation, cellular component: membrane. Lineage: Eukaryota; Metazoa; Echinodermata; Echinoidea; Camarodonta; Strongylocentrotidae. The transcript is spliced from 26 exons. The coding region runs from base 89 to 4225 and encodes 1378 amino acids.
GUUGAUAGAUAUUGAUGAGUGUUACGUGAGACCGUGUCAAAAUGAAGGAAUUUGUGCCAAUCUUCAAAAUGCCUUCUCUUGUACAUGUAUGCAGGGAUGGACUGGACCUACAUGUGAUGAAGAUGUGGAUGAAUGUGCCGUUAGUCAUGACUGUAGUCAGAGAUGCAUUGAUAAUGGCAUGGGUAUGGGAUACAGCUGUGCCUGUUAUCAAGGCUAUCAACUUCAGUCAGACGGGACAAUGUGUCAAGACAUAGACGAAUGUGUUUUAGUCCGUGACUGCAGUCAAGAAUGCUCUAACACUGAAGGCAGCUACAUCUGUUCGUGCAAUGAUGGAUACAGUCUUGAUAUCGAUAUGAGGACAUGUAACGAAAUUGAUGAGUGUUUGUCAAAUCCAUGUUUCAAUGGAGUAUGCACUGAUCUGCUCAGCUCUUAUUCCUGUACUUGCUCACCUGGUUGGCUUGGCUUCCAAUGUAACAAUGAUAUUGACGAAUGUAGUUCAGCAGACAUGAAUGCAUGUAGUCAGAUAUGUACCAAUACUGCCGGUUCUUACGACUGUUCCUGUACAGCAGGAUAUGAGCUUCAUCAUGAUGGCACAACGUGUAACGAUAUCAACGAAUGCCUGUUUACGAAUGACUGUACUCACAUCUGUAACAACACCGUCGGUGCUUAUUUAUGCUCUUGUCGCCCGGGCUAUUCUUUGCAUUUUGAUGGAUUUACAUGUAUAGAUAUUGACGAAUGUAGUUCAGCAGACAUGAAUGCAUGUAGUCAGAAUUGUACCAAUACUGCCGGUUCAUACGAUUGUUCCUGUACAGCAGGAUAUGACCUUCAUCAUGAUGGCACAACGUGUACCGAUAUCAACGAAUGCCUGUUUACUGAUGACUGUACUCACAUCUGUAACAACACCAUCGGUGCUUAUUUAUGCUCAUGUUACCCGGGCUAUUCUUUGCAUGUUAAUGGAUUUACAUGUAUAGAUAUAGAUGAAUGUGCAUCGUCACCAUGUUAUGAAGAUCGAACCUGGACUUGUAUCAACCUGGAGAACGCCUAUGAUUGUCUCUGUAAUUCAGGAUGGCAGGGCAUAAAUUGUGAACUUGACUCAGACGAGUGUCAAGAAGGAGCUCCAUGUAACCAUACUUGCACCAACUCACCGGGUAGCUUUGUGUGUUCCUGUAACCCAGGAUACUAUCUUGACUUAGAUGGAGUUUCGUGCCGUGAUGUUGAUGAAUGUUCUUCAAACCAAUGCCUAAACGGUGCAGAGUGUAACAACCUCCUGAACGCCUUCUCUUGUGAUUGCCCUCCAGGAUGGGAGGGCCAUACCUGUGAAACAGAUAUUGACGAAUGUUAUUCCGGCCCGUGUUUGAAUGAAGGAACAUGCAUUGAUCACCUAAACUCGUUCACCUGUAAUUGCACUGAGGGAUGGUUUGGCACCUAUUGUCAGAGUGGCUACUGUGCGUUGAAUCCUUGUCUCAAUGGAGGUACCUGCAUACCAGCAGAACAACAGUGUGCGUGCACAUCGCUCUACGCGGGAACAACAUGCAACAUUGACCAAACACAAGAUGGUGUGUCGACCGUUACCACUCAUCCUAGAAAUAAAACUGUACGUAUAUCAGAGAUGGUAGUAUUAAACUGUGAGUUCCAAAAUGUUCAGCACUUUGACUGGUGGAGAGAUGGGAAAAAGGUGCCUGACACCCGUGAUAUAUCUAACUAUGUCAUUGAUGAGAUGAGCCCCCCUGAUCAGGCGUACUAUAGCUGUGUCGGUAUCACAGAAAAUGGACCUCGUACUGAAAGCAACCAAGCACUGCUAAGAAUCAGAGAUAUGUCUAUUUUUCAUCUGAAGUUCAAGCUUGUAGAAAAUUUCACGUCAAUUUAUGCUGAUCAAGAAUCUUCAGAUUACAAGUCCCUUGUGCGUGCUAUUAAAGAAAAGUUUGAAGCGGUGUUUGAGGCGCUUGAAACCGAGAGUGACACCACUUGCACUAUUUACAUUCACGUGAAUCAACUUCUACCAGAUGACGGUGUGUUGGUUGAUAUGAGAGCUUACAUAGCCGACUGUAGCAUGACUACACAAGAAGCAAUGGACCUGCUGUGGAGCGGAUUAUUUCACGUGGAGGAAGUUUCUGAUGGUUACGUUGACCCUUCCCUCCUUCUGGUACUAAGUACAGUUCUAUGUCCAAACACCUCUUGGUCAUCUCCGUAUGGUACUGUCCAGUUUUUGUCAGGAGACCUUCAUUCUUGGAGUGAAUCGAGUGGAGAAUGUCCAUGGUUCACCGUCAAUGAUGGAGAGUCAUUAGCACGAGCCGUCUGCUACGGUGAUUACAUCUCUCCUUGUGCAUGGGUACCGUCAGACAACUGCGGUGGCAAUAAAACAGCUGACCAACUCUUAAUCUACUUACGAGAGAAUCCGAUGACUGCUGAAAGAAACACCCAGGACAUCCUGUCAGUGUUGACUGUGAUCUCCCAAGACACAAAUAUUAGUUCUGCCGUUGUCAAUGCUGCAUUUGACAUCCUUCACCAGAUAGGGUCAAUUUCUCAACCAACGCAAGAGAAUGUUGCCUUAGUCGUUGACAUCUUAAGCAUCCUGGCCACGUUAGACAAAGGCUUGAUCAUGGAGGCUGAGAUCAUGAAUGGUGCUGUAAGCAGAGCCACCGAGGCGUUGGAGGAAAUCCUUCUAGCCAUCAAUUUGCCUUUUAGCCAGACCUUGCAGUACGUGGCAUCAAACCUUGUGGUACAGGUAAUCAACUCUGAGUCUGACGGUGUCCGCGAUGGGAUUGUCUUCUCCAUCAUCGGCGAUGACAGCCAAUCCUUUGAUGAAAGUGACGUCCAGGUAUCCACCAACAAUCUUGGCAAGGGUAACCUAGGUGGUGCUGUCCAAGCAGCCAUCGUCAUGGGACCAGAGACCAUUGAUGAAGGCACCAGGGGGAAUAUAGCGUUUACUGUGUACCGUGACGAUGCAUUGUUUGUAAUGGACGGUCAAGUGGGAAGCAAUGAUGGGCGUCGUAAUAUCACGGUCAAUACUAAUAUCAUCGGAGCAAGCCUCGGUACGAGUGAAACCACACCUCUGAAUGCUCCGGUCACCAUAACACUGGCACACAAACAGCAAACUGGAAUGAAUCCGCAGUGUGUGUAUUGGGAAUAUUCCACUAAUGCUUGGUCAAGCGAUGGCUGUGAUAUGACAAACACUUCCAAGACACAUACCGAAUGCCAGUGCAAUCAUCUUACUAACUUUGCAGUCCUAAUGGACAUGAGUGGCAUCCCCAGACAAUCAGAGAGAGUAGAACAAGUGUUUAGGAUUCUCAGCUACAUAGGAUGUUCUUUCUCUAUUGUAGGCCUCCUGGUGACCCUGGCUGUCUACAUCACUGAUAGGAAACUUCGUUGCUUGCAGCACAUCCGGAUCUUAAUGUGUCUCUGCAUCACGCUCCUCCUCCUGUACGUCUUCUUCAUAAUCAUGACAGCACUCGACCGAUAUCCUGGAGAAUCCGAGGUCAGUCCAGGUCUGUGUGGAGUCAUCGCCGCCGGCCUCCACUUUACCACGCUCUCAUCGAUGUCAUGGAUGGGCGUUGAAGGGAUAAACAUGUUCCUAAUGGUUAUCCGUGCCAUGGACUCGGAUAUUCCACUCUUCAUGAUGAAAGCCUCCAUCAUUGCAUGGGGAUUACCUGCUGCGAUAGUGCUCCUAACUGGUGCUAUCUCGAGACAGAAUUACUUCAACUCCGACUACUGUUUUCUUCAGAAAUGGCCUCUCGUGGGCGGUCUGCUCAUCCCACUGGCCUUCAUUCUCGCUCAUAACGUGAUCAUCUUUGCUCUCGUUAUGCGUCGUCUCGUGCGCAUCAACUCGGAUGGCGGGAAAGCUAGCGAGUUGAAAUCAGAAGUCCGCCUCGAGAUCAUGCGCCGUCUCAAAAACGGGAUGGGCUUCCUCCUCCUACUUAGUUUGACCUGGCUCGUUGGAUACUUCACCGUGAUCGAACAACUCAACCUCGCAGUCCACGUGAUCUUCAUCCUACUCAACUCUCUCCAAGGAUUCUUCAUCUUUGUUUUCUACGUUCUCCGACAACCGAAAAGCCGUGCGCACUUGCAGGAACACCUGGGAUGCUGUUUCCAGGAUUUACCCUUGACGACAGAUGCAGGUCUGAUGAGUAUGAAACAGACGACAGUGACAGGAACAGAGAAUCCGUAUAACGAUUCUGUGUUGAGCAAAUCUGAUAACGAUGACAAUGUCUCUGAAAAAUGUGAGUAAUGCAUUUUCCUGCACAACUCACAUUUCCUUACUAUAUUCAAUUUUAGUAAAGGCCAACUCAUCUGUAAAAUUCUGAGUUACCACUCUGCUUUGCACAGUUAAAUGCAAUUUGAACUAUUUUUUUUUUUUUUUUUUUUUUUUUUUUACAUUCAGUUUCUGAGAAAUUGCACUACUUAGAAAGGAUAAGGGGCACGUGUCAAAAUAAAAAGGGCACUUAUCGGAGACAAAAAGUGGCACUUAUUGGAGACGAAAAGUGGCACUUAUUAAAUAAAUAAAGGGGAUACCUCUCAAAUUUGAAUAAGGGCACUUAUCGGAUAUGAAAGGGGCACUUUUAAGAAUGAAACAAGUGCAUACAAAGGAAAAGAGGCACUUGUCAAAAUAUAAGGGAUGCCUCUCAUAUUUUAAAAGAGGCAAUUACAAGAGGUGAAGGUGCAUUUAUCAGAUGGUAUAAAGGGGCACUUCUUGUACCUGAAAAGGGUCACUCACGCAUCUGCUGCAAACAUUAAAGAUACUAUGUCCCAUUCGCAGGCCAAAAAAUGGAAAGGUUACAUUUCCACUACAUUUGAAAGAUGAUACUAAUUUAGAACUUUCCUCAAAAUGAAAGGGCUUGAAAAUAGCUUUUAAUAGGGAAAUAACGACCUUUACCUGUUGAAUCGAAAAGUUGUACGUUUUGUGCUACACAAAGAUUCAAUCAGUUUAAUUUUGGCCAUUACAAGUAGUGGGUUAUUGAUGUAAACAAAUGUUCACGAUGUACGUGUUACAGCUCAUUUGAUGUAUGUUAUUGCCAAAGAAAAAAAGAUGUCAUUUAGUCACUCAAUAGUGUCUGACAGUGAAGAGGUAAACGUGUUUCCGUGCAUAAUU